Eucalyptus grandis is the source of this 668-nucleotide messenger RNA. RefSeq lists its product as uncharacterized. NCBI's taxonomy places the organism in Eukaryota, Viridiplantae, Streptophyta, Magnoliopsida, Myrtales, Myrtaceae. The transcript has a single exon. Bases 72 to 515 code for a protein of 147 amino acids. The record is from RefSeq and is a predicted model, not a curated record.
UGCUCUUUCUUUCUCGCUUAAGGUUCAUAGAAACUUUUAGCGCAGAGAGAGAGAGAGAGAGAGUGACCAAGAUGACGUUAAAGACAAUGUCCUCAGCCAAAAGCACCGGCGGUGAAGAAAAGAACACCGCCGCGAUGGCCACCAUGGGCGGUGUUUCGGUUUCGAGGAGUGCUGCUGCUGCGUCUUCAUCACUGUCGCCCUCAUCCUGUGCUGCUAGUAGCAGCGAUGAAGCACCGACGCGGUCGAGCUGUUGUUGCCUCACGAAGCUUGCGGUGAAGCUGAAGAAGUGGAACAAGAUGUUGCUGCGCCACAACAAUAAGAACAGGCAGAGCUCGUUCCAGUGCUUGUAUGAUCCGCUGAGCUAUUCUCUCAACUUUGAUGGGAGUGGUAAGGGAAGCGUGUUGAAUCAGGAAGACGAAGAUUAUUACCGGUUCUAUGCUUUUUCAUCGAGGUUUGUAAUGGCGAACUCGAGAAGCAUCGCCGCGAACCCGAGACAGAUUGCCAUUUCUCACUAGUCUAGGCUCUCGAAGAUCCAAGUUUUGCUUUACGCCUUCCCCCCAUUCCUUUUUCUUUCUUUUAUUUUAUUUUUUUCUUUUUGGUAUUCCCGUUUACAUUUUCUGGCCAUGUUUGUAUUUUGACAGUGCAAUGGUCAAUGACUAGUUGGAAAA